This is a messenger RNA of Panthera uncia (snow leopard), 1615 nucleotides long. Its product is annotated as olfactory receptor 4X2. Gene Ontology annotation, molecular function: olfactory receptor activity; G protein-coupled receptor activity. Bases 159 to 1088 code for a protein of 309 amino acids. The record is from RefSeq and is a predicted model, not a curated record. Lineage: Eukaryota; Metazoa; Chordata; Mammalia; Carnivora; Felidae. Gene Ontology annotation, biological process: G protein-coupled receptor signaling pathway. The transcript has a single exon. Gene Ontology annotation, cellular component: membrane.
UGUUCUUUCCUUCUGUACAUAACUAACUAAAGUCUACUCAUCUUUCAAUAUCCAGCUCACAGAUUGGCAAGGGAUUAAUACCUCAUCCAUGCACUUAAUGAGUCUUUUGUAUCAUUUCAGAUCACCCCACACAAAUUACUGCCUCCUGUGGCAACUUCAUGGCCCGCAUACACAAUGUGACUGAAUUCAUUUUCCUAGGACUUUCUCCCAGCCGGGAGGCGCAGAAAGUUUGUUUUGUGCUAUUUCUGCUUUUGUACACAGCAGUUGUGCUGGGGAAUUCCCUCAUUGUGCUCACUGUCAUGACCAGCAGAAGUCUUGGUUCUCCCAUGUACUUCUUCCUCAGCUGCCUGUCCUUUGUGGAGAUCUGCUACUCCUCUACUACAGCCCCCAAACUCAUCUCAGAUUUGCUGACUGAAAGAAAAGCAAUAUCACUGUGGGGCUGCAUGACACAGCUUUUCUUUAUGCACUUCUUCGGUGGUGCUGAGAUCUUCCUGCUCACUGUGAUGGCCUAUGACCGCUAUGUGGCCAUCUGUAGGCCCCUCAACUACAGGACUAUCAUGAACAGGCAAGUGUGUGUUGUCCUGGUGGGAGUAGCAUGGGUGGGGGGCUUUGUGCAUUCCUUUGCCCAAAUCCUCCUGCUCUUCCACUUGCCCUUCUGUGGCCCCAAUGUGAUUGACCACUAUUUCUGUGACCUGCUUCCCCUGCUCAAACUUGCCUGCUCUGACACCUUCCUCGUCGGUCUGCUGAUUGUUGCCAACGGGGGGACCUUGUCUGUGAUCAGCUUUGGGAUCAUCUUAGCCUCCUAUGUGGUCAUUUUACUCCAUCUGAGGACUCGAAGCUCUGAGGGGCGGAGUAAGGCCCUCUCCACCUGUGGGUCCCAUAUCACCGUGGUUACCUUAUUCUUUGGGCCCUGCAUCUUCAUCUAUAUGAGGCCUUCCACCACCUUGUCUGGAGACAAGAUGGUGGCCGUGUUCUACACCGUCAUCACGCCGCUCCUCAACCCUGUCAUCUACUCCCUGAGAAAUGCUCAAGUGAAGAAGGCCAUGAAGAAACUGUGGAUCAGGACAACGAAGCUAGAUGAGAAAUAGAGGCUGACUCUUGGUAUUGAUCCUUGGGUUUAGAAUGAUGCUGAGUCCAAACUGAAGGGGCAGAAUGGGGUGAAGGAAAGGUCACAGCACUUGUUAUUUCUGGAGUAAUUGUAAUGGUCUCAUCUCCAAACACUGUAUUCAAAUGACCUGUGAGAUGGUUCCUCUUAUGGAUAUAUCUAUAACUUGAUUGCCCAUUUUCUGUUAGAUGUUUAGAUUGUUUCUAACUUUUUUAUUGCUAUAAAUAACACUGUAUUAAGUAUUCUUGAAUGGAAAUCUUUAUACUUCUGAAAUUCUGUUUGACUCACUUGCUAUAAUGAAUUUACUGUGUUAAAAGGGAUAAUGACCUUGAUGUAUAGUGUUAAAUUGAUUCUUAGAAAGAUUGUAGGGGCAUCUGGGUGGCUCAGUUGGCUGAGUGUCCAACUCUUGAUUUAAGCUCAGAUCAUGUUCUCACAGUUCGUGAGUCCCAGCCCUGCCUGGGGCUCUAUGCACAGUGCAGAGUCUGCUUGGGAUUCUCUCUCUCUCUCUCU